Messenger RNA from Tigriopus californicus, 937 nucleotides. RefSeq lists its product as uncharacterized. The coding region runs from base 1 to 909 and encodes 302 amino acids. NCBI's taxonomy places the organism in Eukaryota, Metazoa, Arthropoda, Copepoda, Harpacticoida, Harpacticidae. The record is from RefSeq and is a predicted model, not a curated record. The transcript has a single exon.
AUGAUACCGGUGAUACUGUCAAUAUUGAUGGGCCUGGACUUAGCCUCACAGGCUCAUUCCAUGAAGUGCGUUCCAAAUUUGAUAGAACCUAACAAAACAGAAUCGUGGAACCAAGUGAUUUGUAACUGCGUCAAUAAUUCUGACAUUGAAGAUUUCAGUCUCCAGAAAGACGUCCUUGAAACAAUUUCAGAGGAUUUCAUCGCAGACUUGAACGCAGUUCACAUUAACGACUGCAACCGAGUGAAACUAGAUUUAGUCAUAAUUAAAGACUCUCAUUAUGCCAAAAGCUGCCCUCUCAUCGUCACAAACGCCCGUCAAGUUCAUCUUCUGAGUCUUCAAGACCCCGGGUCCAACUCGUUUUUCUGUUCCAAUGUGACAAUCAACUUGCCCUCUGAAGAACCAAGACCACCGGACUCAGAUUCAACCUAUUUCUACUCCACACUUGGACUAUCUGCCGUAAUCGUCCUUAUCAUACUCGUGGUCCUGAUCAUAUAUUUAGUGAAGAAGCUACAUUGCCGUUGUUUACCCAAUUGGAAGAAAGCACGGGGUCAAAAGGUCUCGCGUACUCAUUCCUGGCGAUUUGAAUCCAAUCACUUCAUAAACCCGCCUCCCAGAGCAAGAAAUCAGGCAGGUAGUGCCGCUCGAUUAACUGUGUCCCCACCCAUUUUACCGCCCAGUAACUCGGGUGUGCUUCAAGGGGAGAUUAUCCCACUCCAGCCCAGAACCAAGCCGUAUCCCUCUCUACAAGAUCGAAUAAGCAAAAAGCAAGACAAUGUCGACGCGAUGACCUCGGAAUUUGAUUCUUUUUCGUCAGAUGAAAGUGAAGGAGAGUUUACCUCGAGACCAACUUUGCCAAUGGAAAAGGCCAAUCAAUUAAAGGAACAAUUGAAUACUAACAGACAAGGCUAAAAAAUAAAGUAAAUGCUUUUUUGGUUAA